Molecule: messenger RNA, 1518 nt
Organism: Clonostachys byssicola
Lineage: Eukaryota; Fungi; Ascomycota; Sordariomycetes; Hypocreales; Bionectriaceae
Source: the annotation of a GenBank genome assembly
AUGCCCGGGAUUGUCGACACUGCUGCGCGCGGCGCUGUUCGCCCCAAGGCUGGUGCCGCUGCCAAGCCCAGUCUCGAAGUUGAAAUUAACCAGCACUUCACUUCCAAGGCAUAUACCUCUGGUUCCCACGUGUCUGGCCAUGUGGUGGUCAAGUCGCCCCGCGAUUUGAGCUACGAUGCCUUCAACAUCUUGUUCACGGGCACAGUUGCCACCCGCCUUGAUUUUGUCCAGUCCUACACAACCAACUCGGUAAGGACAUUUCUGAAGCUGCGAAUGCCAAUCGACAACGAGCAUCUUCCCGAGGACCGGGUGUUUCUGGCUGGAAAAACAUACAACAUCCCCUUCCACUUUGUCGUCCCCCACCAGCUCAUCAUCAAUUCUUGCAACCACGGUUGUGAGAACCCGGCUGUGAAGGACCAGCACCUGUACUUGCCGCCAACCAUUGGUUACUGGGAGGCUGACGACCAGGCCCCGGAUAUGACCCAUAUCGAGUAUGCCAUCAAGGCCCAGGUUGUCUCUCGCUCUGCUCCAGGCAGCGAGACCAAGUACGGUACUAUGGAGGGCAAGAAGAUCAUCAAGGUUCUGCCAGCUCUCCCAGAGGAGGCUCCGUUGGAUAUCAAGAAGAGCGAUGAGCGCUACUGCAUGAGCAAGACGAAGACCCUGCGAAAGAACCUCUUUGCAGGCAAGCUGGGUGAGCUCAAGGUAACCGGAAGGCAGCCCAAGGCUGUCAUGUUGUCAAGCAACGGCCUCUCUGCCUCCGAGACCACCGCACGGAUUAACCUGGAGUUUGAGCCGACGGUAGCUGAUGGAGUACCCCCGAAGGUCAACUCUGUGGCUGGCAAGAUCAUCACCACCACCUUCUUCGGCAGCACCCCCCAGGACAAGUUGCCCAACUUUGGCCCCAAGGACGCGUAUGCCACGAACCAGCUUCUCACAUACGAUGGCACCCACAACCUAUUUACCACCCGACCCGAGAAGGUGUCGUGGGCCCAGAGCCGCAUUCCCUUGCUGCGCAAGGAUUCUGGAUACUCUACUGUGGGCACCACUGAUGAGGACGAGAUGACUGCUUCCGACGAAGAGGCUCAGUCAAGCUCCCGGGUCAAGGAGAAGAAGAAGAAGUCUCCUGGUUCAGGCAUCAAGCACUGUGCUUCCAUCGACCUGCCCAUCAAGAUCCCCGUCUCGAACAAGAGGAUCUUUCUCCCCACCUUCCACAACUGCCUGAUUUCGCGCACAUACGUGCUGCAGCUCACCCUGUCCGUCGGGCCCUCGAACACGACAUUUUCGCUCAACGUUCCCCUGCAAAUCGGUGUCGAGCAGCGAUUUGACCCCCAGGGCGACGACGAGCUCCCGACCUUUGAGAGCGCUAUGGCUCAAGCUGAGGGUGCCGGACCCGACGAUUACCUGCGUCCUCGCUCGACGCUGCAGGUUCCAAACACAAACACCGUCCCGAUGCCACGAACCUGCAGCAUUCUUCCUGGCUACGACGAAAUCCGCCGUCCUUCGGUCCCAGUUGCUUGA